ACACAAACUACUUCACUUGGUUUUGAGAAUCCAAGAAAGUCUAAAAUGGAGACUCGUAGCAGUUCAAACUAUAUCUGGAAUCUGAAAAGUGUCCUUGGCCAAGGAGCUACAGGGGCAGUGUACACAGGUCGGCAUAAGAAAAGUGGAGAUGUAGUUGCUGUAAAGACAUCUAACCACUUGGGGAUGAUGAGACCUCUAGAAGUGCGGAAAAGAGAGUUUGAUGUUCUGAGCAAACUUGACCAUGAGAAUAUCGUCAAAAUCUUCGCAUCUGAGACCGAGUUGCGAUCACAAAAUGAGAUAAUUGUGAUGGAAUUAUGUUCUGGUGGAAGCUUGUUUACUAUGCUUGAGCACCCAAGCAACGCUUAUGGUCUCUCUGAACAAGAUUGCAUUGCUGUCAUUCGGGAUGUUGUCGCUGGAAUGAAGCAUCUCCAUGAUAAUGGCAUUGUCCAUAGGGAUCUGAAACCUGGGAACAUUAUGAGGGUGUACCGAGAUGACGGCAGCUGUGUGUACAAGUUGACAGACUUUGGUGCUGCACGAGAAUUGAUGGAAUCUGAUCAGUUUGUGUCUAUCUAUGGAACAGAGGAGUACCUGCAUCCUGACUUGUAUGAGCGUGGCGUGCUGCGUAAAGCAACCGGAAAGACAUUUGGAGCCCAGGUUGACCUCUGGAGCAUUGGAGUGACAUUUUACCACAUCGCCACUGGGAGGCUCCCCUUCAGACCAUUUGGUGGACGACAAAACAAAGACACAAUGUAUCACAUCACAACACGGAAAGCAUCUGGGAUGAUCGCUGGUGUGCAAAAGAGUGAGGGAGGGGAGGUAGAGUGGACAGACAAGCUACCGGACCACACCUGUUUAUCACAAGGGUUCCGUAACCUGUUAACACCGUUACUUGCUGGAGUGCUAGAGUCAGAUCCAGCUAAAAUGAUGUCAUUUGAUCAGUUUUUUGCCUACGUCCAGGACAUGGUAUCAAGGAAGGUUUUAGAUGUUUAUUGUGUAUCGUCCAGUCAGUUCCAUAAAAUAUACAUCAGAAGGACAGAGAUGCUCAACAGAUUCAAGCAGAUGGUCACUGAGCAGACAAGUGUACCAUGUGAUCAACAAGAGCUCUUCUAUGAGUUCCAGUACUUCCAGCCUCCCGACAUGUGCCCUGCGGCUGAUUUCCCAAACACGUCCAGAGAUCGACCUGUUAUAAUGAUUGGUGGAGAGCAACUUGCGCCGGACAAACUCGUCAACUUGGCAAUACCAAAAAUAACUGAGCUUCCUCCAGAAUGGACUCUUGAGGGUGAUGCUGCUGUCUCGAAGAUCAUGGCAAAUUGUGCGUAUUCUUGCGAGCACUCAGUGGCCGUGUACAGUGACAGCGUCAAAGCCAUGACCGACAUGAUCCACACUUUAGGGGGGACUUCAUCUACAAAUAAGAUGAUGGCAUUUAGAACAAUAUAUUCAGAGCUUCAUGAGUUGAGAACCCUCGCUGCUGGUGCAAAAGUAAUUGCUUUGACAGCAACAGCAACACUGCCAACAAAAGAAACAAUUACAGAUGUACUUAGAAUGCAAGACGUCAUAGAAAUAAAUGAAAAUCCCAAUAAGGAGAACAUUACCUAUAUUGUCAAGUAUUUAAGUAACUCAAUGGAUGCUAAAGAAAGUUUUGAAUGGUUGGUGAAUGAAAUCAAUGAAAGAAAAGAUGGUGGAGAUAAAACAAUCAUAUACUGCCAAACAAUAAAACAGUGUUCUUUGGUGUAUGGCACCCUGAGAUCUAUGUUGAUAGAGUUGGUUGCUAAUGGAAAACCAAAACUUGAAAUGCUUCAUUCCUGUACUCCAAAAGAAAAUAAGGAUGCAAUAUUAGAGUCAUUCAAAAGACUGGAUGGUCAUGUGCAAGUCUUGGUGGCAACCAUAGCAUUCGGCAUGGGAAUAGACUGUAAAGGUGUCCACCGCACAAUACACUUUGGCCCCUCAAAAAACUGUGAGGCCUUUAUCCAAGAGACUGGUCGUGCUGGAAGAGAUUGGAAGUCUAGUUUUUCUUAUCUUUUGUACAAAGGCAUUAUGCUGAAUCAUGUGGAAAGGGACAUAAAAGAAUAUGUCAAAGCUACAACCUGCAGGAGACAGAUGCUUAUGAAACAUUUUAGCAAGAACCAUAUUGUAUUUUCUGGAGACCUCCAUGCUUGCUGUGAUAAUUGUGCUAAAGCUUGUGAAUGUGUUAGUGAAAAUUGUGAAAGUUACACUGAUUUCAUGGUUACGGAGACAGGUAUUGCAUCAGAAGAGAAAAGGCGUUCUGUUAGUGAAGACCAGAAAAAAGAACUCUCAGGAUUACUCAAAAAGUACCACAAGAAACUAUUAAUGGAUCUGGUACGAAAGUCAGCACAUGACAUGGUCCAAAGUCUGAUUAGCAUGAAUACUCUUCUGGGGUUUGGAGAAACACAAAUCGACCUGGUGCUAGAAACUGUGAAACUUUAUUUUCUUUUGAGCAUGUCACAGAUAAGAUUGAAAUAUGGAACAUCUGUCAUGCAAGAGAAAUAGUUGUUAUCCUUGCAGAAGUAUUUAAUGAUAUUGAUGUAUCUUGUGAGCAUAUGGUCGAUAUGAGACUGGGCACUAGCGAUGAUGAAUUAGAUGACGAAGUAAUUGGAGAAUGGGCUGCUCUAGCUGAGGACGAAGAGCUCUUUGCCUUGAUGGCAGACAAUUUAUCUUGGUCUGCAUUAGAGAGCACAGUAAAUGAGUCAACCCACAUGCAGUCUCCUGACUCUUCUGGCUUAUCACCUGCUGCUCUGACUGCACUUACAAAUCUAAGUAUAGAGUAGAAAAAAUGUAUACCACCAGUAGAGGUAUGACAUGGCUUAUGUUAUUCUUGUCAGAGCUGGGUAUUAAGUGAAGGAAAAAAGCAGAAAAAUCUGUAACGCAACGUUUACAUUUAAGCUUCAUUGGCAUAUAACAAAUUGCAAUACAGACACUUAGAGCGGCAAAAACUUAACUGAACAGUAAGCGAUUCUGGAGGUGACUUUGAAAACUCAAAUUAAUUUUAUAGAGUGUGUAUGACCUCAACAUUAGCUGUUUUGGCCCACAGCACGCUAAUUGCUCUACUCUUUAGUUUGCAUUGCAAACAAGAAAAGACCCAAGAGGACAGUGUCUAAACAGUACUUCCACAUUUUCUCUGCAGUUUAGAGCAUAGUAAAGACUUAAUUUUUCCCACGAUGCUGUGUGGCACACUUAAUGAGCUUUUAUUAUAAAUUCUUUAAAUUUGGAGUUGUUAAAGUUGUACUGUAUACACAAUCAGACAAUAUCUUAUGUUUGUAAAAGUAUUCAGUAGUCUAUUAUUCGUAGUCCCACUAGAUGUGAUGAUAUACUAAUGUCUACUAAUGAGAGUAAAACAUGUCAACCAA
Messenger RNA from Nematostella vectensis (starlet sea anemone), 3365 nucleotides. Its product is annotated as serine/threonine-protein kinase TBK1. Gene Ontology annotation, cellular component: cytoplasm. Bases 46 to 2508 code for a protein of 820 amino acids. The transcript has 15 exons. Gene Ontology annotation, molecular function: ATP binding; protein serine/threonine kinase activity. Gene Ontology annotation, biological process: peptidyl-serine phosphorylation. The record is from RefSeq and is a predicted model, not a curated record. NCBI's taxonomy places the organism in Eukaryota, Metazoa, Cnidaria, Anthozoa, Actiniaria, Edwardsiidae.